Messenger RNA from Trematosphaeria pertusa, 5135 nucleotides. Its product is annotated as Sec7-domain-containing protein. Gene Ontology annotation, biological process: regulation of ARF protein signal transduction. The record is from RefSeq and is a predicted model, not a curated record. The coding region runs from base 259 to 4974 and encodes 1571 amino acids. The transcript has 7 exons. Lineage: Eukaryota; Fungi; Ascomycota; Dothideomycetes; Pleosporales; Trematosphaeriaceae. Gene Ontology annotation, molecular function: guanyl-nucleotide exchange factor activity.
UGUCGAUGUACCCGGCAGCCCUAUUAUUGAUGCCUACCACGGCUCCAUCCGCGAAGAGGACACGGUCUCUUCGAAUUUGUCCCAUUCUUAACCGCUGCUUCUCAAGGCAAAUUCCUUUGAGAGCAUGAGUUUCCUUUCCUGAUCUUACUGAUUGGAGAGCGCAGCCGUUCAUGUCCCCACCGCAAUCAGCGCACCUCGUCUUUCGCGCUCACCACACCCACAACGCGCGAUUUGCCUGAGGAAACCCCUUUCCUGAAUAUGGCGAGUACCGAGGCCGAAAAUGCGCCCCCAGAUGCCCUCCAAGAUACCGCCGCACGCCUGGAGCCCCGUCCUAUUUCCGUCGCAGUCAAUCCGGUAGCGCUCGUGGUCACAGAAUGUAUAACGGUCACGUCUGCGAUGCGGAAGCAUGCCCGCUGGGCGCAUUCCUCGGUGGCAGCUAUCCUCGGAGGCUCCUCGAAUAAGACGCCCGCAAUACAGAAGCGGGACAGGGCUGGGCAAGGCAUUGUAGGCGGGGGAGGAGAGCAAGAGGAAGCUGUGCCUAGUAGAUGGGGAUUGCGGGGGAAGAAGGGCAAGAGCAUGCAGGAUAAUCCCCUAAUGUCAGCGUUUGCGCGCCUGAGGAGCGAGCUCAAGGGAUGCAAAGAUAUUAGGACCUUUGAUACCCCGUCGAUGCUCCACCCGUUCCUCCAAGUUAUUCGCUCCUCGUCGACCUCCGCGCCGAUUACUUCGCUCGCCCUGAUCGCCAUCACGAAGUUCCUAGCGUACAAUAUCAUUGGAAGCGACUCACCGCGCCUCCCAGAAGCUAUGCAGCAGCUCUCCUCAGCCAUCACACAUUGCCGCUUCGAAGCGAGCGACUCCCCCGCUGACGAGAUCGUGCUCCUUCGGAUAUUGAAGCUCAUGGAGGGUAUGGUCUCUGGACCAGGGGGCGAAGUGCUGGGCGACGAGAGCAUAUGCGAGAUGAUGGAGACGGGCUUGAGCAUGUGCUGUCAGGCCAGGCUGUCCGAGCUAUUGCGUCGAUCAGCGGAGAUUGCGAUGGUGUCUAUGUGCCAGGUCAUAUUCAAACGUCUAAAGACCCUGGAGAUUGAGGCGCCGGACGAGCUUGAUGCUUUAGAUGAAGAGCUGGACAACGAGGCUUCGCAGGAUGGCUUAAAGAUGGAGCCCUCGAUGAAUGGGGACAGUGUCGCCGCGCCAACCAAAGUCGAGGAGCCACAGCAGCCCGGCUCUUCUGAGCAGGGCCAGGAGGAUACCGACAGCAAUGUGCCGAACCCAGCGGGCAGCACUAUAGACCUCCCAGGAACGACAGAACCCGAACUACAGCCCGUUGAGAUCAAACCGUAUUCUCUCCCGUCCAUACGGGAGCUGUUUCGGGUAUUGGUUGAUCUACUAGAUCCUCAUGACCGGCAGCACACCGACACUAUGCGUGUCAUGGCACUACGGAUUGUGGAUGUUGCACUUGAAGUCGCCGGACCAUCAAUAGCAAGCCAUCCAAGCUUAGCGAACCUCGCUAAGGAUACUCUUUGCCGACAUCUCUUCCAGCUUGUACGCUCCGAGAACAUGGCGAUUCUGAACGAGUCUCUCCGCGUUGCCGGCACACUGCUCGCGACUUGCCGAAGUGUCCUGAAAUUGCAGCAAGAGCUGUACUUGUCUUAUCUGGUGGCUUGCCUUUUCCCACGUGUGGAAAUUCCACUGGAGCCUGGGAUCGAGCCAUCAUUAUACGAAGGUGUUCCACAAGCCCCUGGCCUGGUCAAGCCGGCACCUCAACAGAAUAGCACAUCCGGCCGCUCAACGCCCGUACCCGUGAAAGACCGGCAGAAGCUUGGCCUUGAAGGCGGUGCUAGGAAGCCCGACGCUCGAGAGGCCAUGGUCGAGAAUCUGGGUGGAUUGGUUCGGAUACCUUCCUUCAUGGCAGAGCUAUUCGUCAACUAUGACUGCGAGAUUGAUCGUGGUGAUGUCUGCAUGGACAUUGUUGGCCUGCUUUCGCGAAACGCGUUCCCAGACUCGGCAACCUGGAGCACAGUCAACGUACCUCCGCUUUGCUUGGAUGCGCUUCUUGGGUUUGUUCAGUCUAUCGCUGAUCGGCUAGAGGACGAGCCAGUGACGAACGGCUAUCCCAACCCAGAGGCGCUUCGCGUACAAUGUGCGCGGAAGAAGAUCAUCAUUCGAGGCGCGACAAAGUUCAAUGAGAGCCCCAAAGCAGGCAUAGCAUUCCUCACUUCGCAGGGUAUCAUAAGAGAUCCUGAUGACCCAAAAUGCAUCGCCGAAUUUGUCAAAGGCACGACUCGUGUGGACAAGAAAGUUCUCGGAGAGUUCAUCUCGAAGAGGUCGAACGAGGAGCUCUUGAAAGCAUUCAUCGGACUGUUUGACUUCAGAGGUCUGCGCGUUGAUGAGGCGCUCCGGCAGCUUCUAAACUCCUUCCGACUGCCGGGCGAAUCCGCGCUCAUUGAGCGAAUCAUCAAUGUGUUCUCUGAGCAGUAUUACCAGCAGGCACAACCUGAAGAGGUGGCUAAUAAAGACGCGAUCUUCGUCCUCACCUAUGCCGUCAUUAUGCUCAACACGGAUCAACACAAUCCGAACCUAAAAGGAGCGAAACGCAUGAAGGUGGAAGAUUUCUCGAAGAACCUGAGGGGGGUCAACGACGGAAAAGACUUUGAUCCAGAGUACUUGCAAGCCAUAUAUGAGGCUAUCAAGACUCGGGAGAUCAUUCUCCCAGAGGAGCAUGACAACCGCCAUGCGUAUGAUCACGCAUGGAAAGAGCUGCUGAUCAAGAUCCAAUCCACGUCGGAUCUUAUCAUCUGCGAUACGAACAUCUUCGAUGCGGAUAUGUUCGCUGCGACAUGGAAGCCGAUUGUAGCGACUUUGUCGUAUGUGUUCAUGUCGGCGACGGAUGAUGCAGUCUUCUCGCGAGUGGUUACUGGCUUCGACCAGUGCGCGCAGAUCGCGGCGAAGUACGGCUUGAGUGAUGCGUUAGACCGCAUCAUCUCGUGCCUCUCCUACAUUAGCACGUUAGCGCCGGAUAUGCCUCCUAGCACAGCGCUGAAUACCGAGGUGCAAGUAGAGAAGAAGAGCGUCAUGGUCAGCGAGACAGCCGUCAGGUUUGGAAGAGAUGGAAGAGCGCAACUGGCGACUGUUGUGCUAUUCCAGGUCAUCAAAGGCAAUGAAUCCGCUAUACGGGAUGGGUGGAACCAUCUCAUCCACAUCAUGGUCAACCUAUUUGUUAAUUCGCUAAUACCUCCCUACUUUCUCUCUUUCCAAAAGACUCUGGCAUUGCCUCCUAUACCUCUUCAGAGUCCGGCGCAAAUCAUCGAUCGCGCCGAACGGCCUGCAGAUACCGGCAUUUUCUCAGCCUUGACAUCGUACGUAUCGAGCUUCGCGAACGACGAGCCCCCAGAGCCAUCAGAUCAGGAGAUCGAGUACACGCUUUGCACGGUUGACACGGUCAAGGAGUGUCACUUCGAGGACAUUUUAGCCAACAUCAGCCAGCUUCCACUAGAGGCGCUCCGCUCAUUGCUCAUGUCUCUGCUGGAACAGAUACCAGAGGACGGCUCCCCGAGGGUCAUUGUGGUAAAGCCCGAGUUGCCGGCCCCAGCACCAACACGGCCAAAUGGCAAUAAAGCGAAGAUGAACCGCCCUAUCUACGAUCCCAGUCUGGUAUUCGUGCUGGAGCUGGCUACCGUGCUGGCGCUGCGGGAUGAGGAGACAGUGAAAGAGCUGGCGAAGGAUGUCUCAGACGCUUUAGCGAGCGUUAUCCGAGAUGCGCCCAAGCUGCAUCCCGUGGUGAUAGCGCGGUCUGUGUAUUAUCUCUUAAGCCUGCUAAAGGCGAGCAAUGACUAUGACUUCAUCCGAGCACCUGUCCUUCUUCAUACAUUCUCCACAUUCGACGAAGAGCUUCUGAAGCAGUGCGCAGACCCGUUGUUGAAGGGACUCUCGGAUUGCUGUAAAGGGCCGAGCGGUCUGCGGAUUGAGCUGGCAAGCUCGCCAGACUUUUGGUCUAUUCUGAACACACUACACCGAGUGCCUAAGGUGGCGGGAGACGCGUUCCAGCUAGUUGAGGACCUCAGCACUUCUGCGCAGCCUGGAAUCACAGCAGACAACUACGAAGCUGCUAUCGCAUUGCUUAAUGAGUUUGCUACAGCGGCGCAAGUCGGUGCGAGGCAAGAACAGCUGCAUGAUCAGGCUACGAGGCGAGGAAAGGUGCAGAAGUCGAAGAAGCCCGAGAGCAAUGAGAUGGUAGUACGCGGCAGCAAAGCUAUGACAAUCGUCUUCCAGAUGUCCAGCAGAGUGCCCAGCUUCAUCGAGCACUCGCAUCUGGAGACGACCGAAGCUUGGACGGCAUACUGGUCGCCUAUUCUUAAGACGCUUACGCAUCAAUGCCUAAAUCCCUGCCGCGAGAUCCGCCAGCAGGCCUUUGGGUCGCUGCAACGCACGCUGCUGUCCAACGAGCUCGCUUCUCCGGACCACAAAGAAUGGACGGCGAUUUUCAGCGAAGUCCUGUUCCCUCUAAUCACGCAGCUGCUCAAGCCGGAGGUGUAUCAGUCCGAUCCGCUGGGCAUGAGCGAAACGCGCGUGCGCGCGGCAACGCUGCUUUCCAAGGUCUUUCUACACUAUCUCGUCAUGCUGUCGGAGACGGACGAACUGCUAGAUCUGUGGCUCAAAAUCAUCACCAUCAUGGACCGCCUGAUGAACAGCGGUCAGGGUGAUAACCUGGAAGAAGCGGUAUCCGAGAACCUGAAAAACAUGCUCCUCGUCAUGUCCAAUGGCGGCUACCUGGCCCCGCCAGACGAGAAGCCCGAGCAAGAAGAACUCUGGAACGAGACGUGGAAGCGCAUCAAUCGCUUCCUGCCGAACUUCUUCGCUGAGCUGUUUCCCGAGGAAGGGCAGAAGCCGAAAGGAGAGAGGAAGUCGAGGGAAAGUAAAGAGAACGAGAAAGAGAACGAGAAGGUGGCGGCGAAGGGGGAGGAAGCGAAGGUGGAGGCAUGAGGAUGCAAAGCAGGUGUAGAACAGGUGUACGGCACAGAGGCAGGUACCGUAGGAUAGAGAGGAAGCCAUGAUGUCGGCAAGGUAUUCUUGUCGCGAAGUAGUCGUUCCACUCGUGUCAGCGUGUACCCGCAAAUGCAGACCGCCGUCAUCUAGAAUGAAAC